Messenger RNA from Cyphellophora europaea CBS 101466, 561 nucleotides. RefSeq lists its product as uncharacterized. The record is from RefSeq and is a predicted model, not a curated record. Lineage: Eukaryota; Fungi; Ascomycota; Eurotiomycetes; Chaetothyriales; Cyphellophoraceae. Gene Ontology annotation, molecular function: zinc ion binding. The transcript is spliced from 2 exons. The coding region runs from base 1 to 561 and encodes 186 amino acids.
AUGGCUGCUGAAGAUAAACCCACCCCAGCGGCGGUGACCGUCGCACCGGCGCCGGCAAUGGAUGAACCACCAGCCUAUGCCGGCAAUGAGAAAGGAAAUCACGAUCAACUCUCACAACAACAAACGCCAGCGGCGUACGGUCUGGCAGGUGCCGCUGAGCAGGGUCAGGCACCAGUCGCGGUCAUGCCGCUGAGAGACCUUGACCAACACCCAGCCAGGAUCGCCUGCCCGCACUGCCACCACAUGGCCGUGACCACAAUCGACAAGCAAGACACCAGCGCCGCUUUCAUCGUCGGUGCGCUCCUUUGCCUAGUCUGCCUCUGCGCCGCCUGCCUGCCCUGCUUGUGCGGCUGGUUUCAGGACAUUCAUCACCACUGCUCUCACUGCGGCAAGGAGGUUGCCGUCCGCAGAUCUAAUGGCUCCAUCGAGUUAUUCGAGCCUGCGGCGCCGCAGGAGGCAUGGACUACCUAUCCGGAUGCCACGACAGGCCCGCAGCCUCCACCUCAGGCGGCUUACGGCUCGGCGCCGCCGCAGCAGCCGCUGAAUGCGGCCAGGACGUAG